Molecule: messenger RNA, 4128 nt
Organism: Physella acuta
Lineage: Eukaryota; Metazoa; Mollusca; Gastropoda; Physidae
Product: short transient receptor potential channel 3
Biological process (GO): single fertilization; regulation of cytosolic calcium ion concentration; calcium ion transmembrane transport
Cellular component (GO): plasma membrane; cation channel complex
Molecular function (GO): store-operated calcium channel activity; protein binding; inositol 1,4,5 trisphosphate binding
Source: RefSeq, a predicted model, not a curated record
AUCGUGUGUUCUGGACGUCGACGGACCCAAUCAAUUUACUUGAAGGCUCCUUUGCCAUCGCCAAUAUACUGAGCGUCGGUCGUAUCUCCUAUUUGCUACCAGCCAAUGAGAUUCUUGGACCACUGCAGAUCUCACUAGGCCGUAUGAUAAAGGACAUAGCCAAAUUCGGAGCACUUUUCCUCCUAGUCAUCUUUGCUUUCAUGGUCGGUCUGCACAAUCUGUACUGGUACUACAGCGAGAGGAACGAAAUAGAGCUCUCGUUUCCCGAGAAACCAAUUAUCACAAACGUCAUGGCAGCGGAAAACUUUGGCGGAGUACUAGCAACGUUCCGAACAGUUUUCUGGGCCAUGUUUGGCCGUGGUGAGCCUGACGCUGUACAACUUGGCACAUACAACAACAACUUUACAGAGGAUAUUGGAUACAUCAUUUACGGGGCUUACAACGUUUGCGCGGUCACCGUUCUGCUGAACAUGCUCAUUGCUAUGAUGACGCGUUCAUUCACACUCAUUGCUGAAGAUUCAGACAGAGAAUGGAAAUUUUCCCGCAGUCUGCUCUACAUGGACUACAUCGGUAAUGGCGGUACUCUACCAGCACCAUUAAAUAUCAUUGGGGCUCCAAAGGCCCUCUUUCAAAUGAUUUUCUGUAACUGUUGUUGCUGUGGCAAGACUCAUGCUGAUAAUGAAGAUCAGUUUGACGAUCUAGAUGAUGCCGCAGACACGCCUAUGUAUCCAGCCCGUAAUGGAAAGGCGUCCAACACCAGAGAGACCAACAGACCAGCGACUCAUAAACAAGUUUCUAUAGAAAGUCCGGCUGGGAAUGCCCACCCUGGUGACGACAUUACACAUGUUGAAAAUGGAGAGAUGAAUGGCCGAGUGAACCCAGGUUUUGAUGGAACUCCAACCAAAUCAACACGAAGAAAUCCUGCCAAUACUGCAGUGGCAGUGGAGGCUGAAGAAGAAAAGUUAACAUAUCAACAAACAAUGCAAAGAAUCAUACAGAGAUACAUCUUUGACAUUCAACGUGAAAAUGAAGUCACAGAAGAUGACUUUGAGGAAAUCAAACAGGACAUUUCCAGCUUCAGAUAUGACCUGAUCAAUCAGAUGACAUCCAAAAAUCAGGUGGAAGAUGAGCUUAAGACUCAUGUCACAACAAUCAUUCAGCAGCUUCAGAAUCUUAAAGAAGAAUUUUCUUUAAAUGGAGGAGACAAGAAGCCAAAAUUAUUUGAAAAGAAAACGGACAAGCUGAAAGUUUUAGACUCAAGCCCCUUCCCAGGAAAUGAUAGCUGCUUGUCUCCACCUGUCAUUAAUGAAGACCCAGAGGGUUUGGAUGAACCAUCUGAAAAGAAUGUUGAAUAACUUUUUGUACAAAAUAGCUUUGUUAAUAUAAUUAGUUGUAAAUCUUUUAUGCUUUAAAAGUAUUUAUUACAGCUCACUUUUUCCUAUAGUUUGUGUUUUUAAUUGAUUAUAAAGUCCUGGAAUUUGUUUUUAAAAUUUUUUCUUAAUUUAAAAAAAAAAAAUUAAUUAAAUUGUAUCGCUAAAAGAUGUUAAAAAUUUCUAAUGUUUUAUUUGUUUAUCUUAAUUAGAGAUCUGUGAUGAAAGUCCUUUUUUUUGUUGGUUUUUUAAAUUAUUUUAUGCCUGAUAUUUUUACCUAAAUAUUAUAUCAAUGUUGCAUUUAUUGAAACUUAAAAUACUAUUUUUCAACUAAAAAGAUAUUUUUAAAAAGUAGAAAGAUUAAUUUUAAAUAACAAUUCAUAUAAUUUUUAUUAAUACUAUUACCUUAAAGUAUUUAGAAAGAUAAUUAAUAAAAUGUUUUUGAUUAUGGUAUAAAAAAAUUACAGUAUGUAUAAAAAAAAUACUGAACACAAUCAAAAGAUCUGUUUUUCUUGUCUUCCUGUCAUUGUGACAAUGUGUUCAGCUGUUAAAAAACUACCCACAUGUUCAGGUGAGAUUUGACUUUAAUUUAAAUACAAAUAUUCAAUUUUUUAAAACAGUGUUAUUUUUAUUCUCACUUUUGAGCAGAUUGCAUGUACUAUGUUAUGGAAAUUUUCAGUUUUCAUAUUUUUUAUUCUAUUGUUUAGUUUUUUUUCAAAAUUUCAAUCACUUUUAACUCUAAUUAUAUUAAAUUUUAAAAAUCAAAAUCCUUUGAGCUACCCCCCUAUGGAUCCACUGCAGAUUGCAAUGGGAAAAACAAGUAAAUCUUAAUCCUGUGAUUCAAUCUCAGUCUUGACUCAAAUAUUUUGGCCAUGUUUAUCAUGUGACCUUCUACUCUGGUUUGAUUUGGAGAUGUCAACAAUUUUGUGUGGCUCUCCUAAAAAACAUGCAGAUACUGAAGUAAUUGACAAUCACUGUUUAGUUAUGUAAAUCUAGACUAGAUCUAAACUAGCAGGGAUUUCAUGUCCAGUGCAAGAAAAUGUUCUCUUAAGAAUCACAAGUUGUCUCCAGCAGACCCAGAACAAUUCAAACACUGACAUUCAAUCUUUUUAUAAACAUUGUAGUCAGGGCCAUCAGACAACUCAAUGGUGUUUAGGACAUCUCUAGUUAUGCACAACACUACAUUUGUUUAAGAGGUCAAAUGUCUUGAGCUUGACUCAUCAAGUUGACUGUUUUCUUUUGCUUUGUGUACUCAAAAUUAAUACCUUAGCAUUCUUUUUAAAAGAUGUUUUUAUCAAGGUAUAUGAUAAUUUUUUUAUAUGAUGAUUUGUUAUGCUCCUUCUAUACAUUCCAUAUGGUAUUCAUGUACAAUUUAUUCAUCAACAGGUAAAACUGUAGUCUGCAGGUAAACUCUAGCCUGUUACCACCUGUUGCCUGCAGGCAGGUAAACUCUAGCCUGUUACCACCUGUUGCCUGCAGGCAGGUAAACUCUAGCCUGUUACCACCUGUUGCCUGCAGGCAGGUAAACUCUAGCCUGUUACCACCUGUUGCCUGCAGGCAGGUAAACUCUAGCCUGUUACCACCUGUUGCCUGCAGGCAGGUAAACUCUAGCCCUGUAACAUAUUUCAAAGUUCUAAAAAAAAAAAAAAAAUUUCUCUUAUCUCCACUGCCACCUGAUACACUCUCAAGUGAAUGCAUAUUUUUAUUUCAUUAUUUUGGUUAAUUGUUAAUGUGUAGAAUAGUGUAAUUACACUACAGAAGGUAUGUUUGUCACUAUUUUACUACUGAUGCAUUUUUUAACUCACACUGAAAUAUUAUCUUAUUGGGGUCUAAAGCUUCCCUUUGCAUUCAUAUCUACAAACCAAAGUACAAGAUUCAGACAUCCAGUAACAUCAGCAUCAAAGAUUGAAUCCGUCAAACAAUGCUUUAGAUGUCAACUUUGUUCAGCCAAUUGAAAUCUCUGAAUGAAUACUACUACACAAAUUUAAUACAUUAUAAACAUAUGACUUAAUAAAACAGAUGAACCAUUGCUGACCUACAUUAUAAACAUAUGACUUAAUAAAACAGAUGAACCAAAGCUGACCUCUAAGUAAAUUGCACAAGUCUGCAUGGAAUGGAGAAUUCACCAACAUGGGAUAGUUCAGAUAUGAUGAAUCUAAUGCACAAAUAUUGUUAUAAAUAUUGAAUCUAGUUGUAUAAAUAAAAAUGUUGAUGUACCAUUACAAUUUAAAGCAUUUUAAUGUAAACUAUGCUAUAUUGAUGUUACUAGUAAAUUAAUUAAGAUUGUUUUUUUAUCCAAAUCAAAUUUUUACAACUGAUGCACCUUAAUUAAUGUAUCAAAAGAACUUGUGGUUAAAAUUGAUAGGAACAUUGAUGAUUAAUGCUGUUCUAUUGGAUUGAUCUAUAGCAGGGGUCUCCAAACUACGGCCCGUGGGCCAAAUGCGGCCCGCGAGGUCAUCUCAUCCGGCCCGCGGAGAUCUUUCUUACCACGGAAAAAACGUUUGUUGGUGAUGGCUGAGGAACUUUGCUAAAGAAAAAUCAAAGACAUGCCUGGAAGAAACUGGCCCCCGAACUGAAAUUUGAUAGUUAAUGCGGCCCUCGGACCGAAAACUUUGGAGACCCCUGAUCUAUAGCAACAAUGGCCACUAAUGGUGCUGUUCUAUCAUUUGUUUCAAAGUUGACUUAUGUUCAAGUUACCACUAGCACAGAUGUUCAGAUUCUAUGUUAUAUGUACAACUCUUAUUCAGAAUAAAAUAAU